GGGCGGGCUCCGGCGCAUGCGUGGUGAGGUGAGCGCGCAGCAGAGAAGAUGGCGGCGGCGGGGGAAGCGGCAUGAUCGGCCUCACUCAUUGAAAGUGUCCGCCAUGGCCUCCCCGAGCGCGCAGUAUAUUUUUGGGGAGUUCAGCGAUGACGAAUUCAAGCAGUUCUUUGUCAGUGCUCGCUGUACAGUUGAGCUCCCUCCUUUUAAUGAAACCAUUGCAUACGGGCCUCAGUCUUCAAGUGAUCAAGAUGGUGACGAAUACCAGCGCAUCGAAUUCGGCGUCAGUGAAGUGAUCGACCCGGACGCUGGCCUCAUCAACAAUUCCGACUACAGUAUUUCCAGCACCUUGAACCCACAGGCCCCGGAGUUCAUCCUCGUCUGCAGUCCAGCACAGAAGACCCCCGACGACAUCCUCCAAGCCGACAACUACGAUGGCAUCGACGACCAGUACUCAGAAUCUGCCCUCCCAGACGGAAGCGGCAAUGCGGACAGCGACGGCACCUCUGGGUUGGGCCAGAGAGAGCGCAAGAAGAAGAAAAAAAGACCUCCUGGAUACUACAAUUACUUGGAAGGGGUCGCUGCUGACGACGACGGUGGCGCCCACUCAGAGACCCUAGUUAACGGGCACGACGGUGCGGGGGGAUUUAACAGUAUAGGCACCGACGAUGCAGAGUCUGCAGAUGACAUACCAAUGUCGUCGGCCUCUCCUAGGACUUGUUACAGCCCAGAUCCUUCUGUGGACUAUAAUAGUGAGACCGCCAGUGACGAGGCUCCUUCUCUUCCUAGUGCACUAGACAAUGAUAGGACUGCUGGACAGCCUGAGACAUGCAGUGUUACCCUCUCACAGCCACCCUGCACCCCCCCGGACACCGGGAGGGAGAGCCCAGUAAGGACAGCUGUGGAGCAGCCUCAGGCUGCCCCUGAUACUACUGAAAACCUUGGAGUUACCAAUGGACAGACACUUGAAACCACGGAGGAUGUGCCCGCCUCUAACGGGGUGGACUGUCACCCAGAGGCCACCUCCGUCUCUGAGCCAGCCAAGCUGGAGGACACGUCGCUCCCUCAGCCUAUCAGCCAGGCUUCAGCGCCCUCCUCCUCUGCAAACCCACCAGCGAAGUCUUGGGCUAGUCUUUUCCAUAAUUCUAAGCCCUCCACUUCUCCGCAGGUGGCCUACGUUGAGACUAAGUAUUCCCCUCCCGCCACAACUCCUCAGGCUGCUGAGAAACAGGUUGAGGAGAAGGAGGGCCCUGUUCCCGUGUCAGAGGACUCUCUAGCCAUAAAGAUUGCAGAGGUGUUGGAGAAUGUGAAGCUUGUCCACAAACCGGUAUCAUUACAGCCCAGAGGACUCGUCAACAAAGGCAACUGGUGUUAUAUUAAUGCUACCCUGCAGGCUCUGGUGGCUUGUCCCCCGAUGUAUCAUCUUAUGAAGUGCAUUCCAAUGUACACCAAACUCGACAGGCCGUGUACAUCAACGCCAAUGAUUGACAGCUUUGUGAGACUGAUGAAUGAAUUCACGAACAUGCCAGUUCUUCCUAAGGCUAAGCAAGUUCCCGGUGAUAAAGUCAUGCGAGACAUCCGCCCGGGGGCACCUUUUGAACCCACAUACAUCUACCGCUUGCUGACCGUUUCGAAGUCUACUCUCUCCGAGAAGGGACGCCAGGAGGACGCAGAGGAGUAUCUCGGCUUUGUUUUGAAUGGAUUGCAUGAAGAGAUGUUGUCACUAAAGAAACUGCUCUACCCACAAAAUGACAAAAUAUCCGUAUCAAAUGGUCCUGAGUCACAGCCAUUGCAGGAGGAGGAGGUGGUGAAUCACGGAGACCAAGGAGAAGGCAGCGAUGAGGAGUGGGAGCAGGUGGGACCACGUAACAAGAGUUCAGUGACCAGACAAGCUGACUUUGUCCAGACUCCCAUUACGGAUGUCUUUGGAGGACACAUGAGGUCUGUCGUGUACCAGCAAAGCUCCAAGGAGUCGGCCACUCUUCAGCCAUUUUUCACCCUGCAGCUGGACAUCCAGUCGGAGAAGAUUCGCACCGUCCAAGACGCACUGGAAAGCCUCGUAGCCCGGGAAUCUGUCCAGGGCUACACCACCAAAACCAAACAAGAGGAGCCCACUGAUCUCCAUCUUACUAUGGAACAAGGCCGGCAGAAAGACCCAGUGGGGAGGGAAAAAGAGAAGGUGGAAAUCAGCCGGCGGGUGACUCUGGAGGAGCUGCCUCCUGUACUCGUCCUGCACCUCAAACGCUUCGUAUUCGAGAAGACUGGCGGCUGCCAGAAGCUGGUGAAGAAUAUUGAAUACCCCGUGGAUCUGGAAAUUAGUAAAGAUUUGCUUUCUCCUGGAGUAAAAGGCAAGAUAUUUAAAGGCCAAAGGACCUACAGGCUCUUUGCAGUUGUGUAUCACCACGGAAACAGUGCCACCGGCGGCCACUACACUACAGACGUCUUCCAGAUCGGUCUCAACGGCUGGCUGCGUAUCGAUGACCAGACUGUCAAAGUGAUAAACCAGUUCCAGGUGGUGAAACAGACUGUAGAGCGCACGGCCUACCUCCUGUAUUACCGCCGCGUAGACCUGCUGUGAACUCCGCUUGGCGCUGUGUGAGCUGGCGUGCGCAAGACUCCUGCUUCAUAGACACACGAAUCACCUCUCUUCUCUCUCUCUCUCUCUCUCUCUCUCUCUCUCUCUCUCUCUCUCUUCACUUCCUUUUAACUCUCUCUACUCUUUUUCGAGUGAUCUUCCUCCUCCGCUUCUUCCGAGCUUUUUCCUUUAAGACUUUUUGUUUCUCCCUUUCUUUGAAAACAUUUUUUUUUUUUUUUUUUAGAGUAGAAUUUAAGAAAUGUUUGAAUCCGAUUCACUUUGCUGCAUCCUUCCUGAACGAGGGGAGGUGGCAAAGCGUAAAAAAAAAAUUCUUCUUAAAAAUGAUGUUUUAAGCACAGAUGUGACUUGUAAAAACACAAAUUAUGUCCAAUCUCCAGCAAAAAAAAAUAAUAAUACAUUUUUUAGUUUUGGAUGUCGUGAGGAAGGGUUGGGACCUCUGUCGGGUUUUAAAGCUGAGCUUCAGUCUCGCAGAGUUGUAGCGCCUCCUCUCCUGGACUGAAAUGGCUUACUCUGAUUCCACUGCACACUGUGAGCUUCACACAAUGUGCAUUUGAAGCUGCAGCAAGUCAGAGCCCCAUCUCAUUUCAAAGCUGGUAUCUGCCAUCUACUAGUUUUGAGUUUCUAAGCAAAAGGCCAGUGCACUAUCCUUCAGACUUUGGUCAGUAGGAGUAGAAAAUGCCCCAACAUCAUUGCCCUUUUUUUGGUUUCAAUGGGAGAACUAGUGCCUCUUUAAAGGUAUUAAUGGAAGAAUAGCGCUCCAUUGAUGGUGCCAGUAGGGGAACUGGUGUGAAAUAGUGCCUCAAGGGCCAUAUCUGGCCCCUGGGCCGCAGUUUGGAGAUCACUGUUCUAGGCCAGUGAUGGGGAAC
Molecule: messenger RNA, 3459 nt
Organism: Rana temporaria (common frog)
Lineage: Eukaryota; Metazoa; Chordata; Amphibia; Anura; Ranidae
Gene: USP10
Product: ubiquitin specific peptidase 10
Exons: 15
Coding region: 17-2575 (852 amino acids)
Biological process (GO): DNA damage response, signal transduction by p53 class mediator; protein deubiquitination; regulation of autophagy
Cellular component (GO): nucleus; cytosol; early endosome
Molecular function (GO): cysteine-type endopeptidase activity; cysteine-type deubiquitinase activity
Source: RefSeq, a predicted model, not a curated record